AUUGCGCGAACACCGCAGCGUGCCGGUAUGCCAGCAAACGCGUACGUGUGCCGCUGCCGCACAUGUCGAUAGCCCGCCGCAGUCGCGGGACAUGCGGCCAUGGGAUGUGGACACUCGGAUCGCAAGUCGUCCGACUCGCCGACCACGGCGUCCGCGUCAUCGUCGUCGGAUCGCCGGCACGUGGACGGUACGCGGUGCGGGGUCCGGGCUGCGCGCGGUGCAGGAGACGACCGCCACGCCGAAGACGCGUUCGCGCACUACAACAAUUACGGAGUCGAGGGAUUUCACGCCGGGUUUCCCGUCCACCGUAUCACCAAAGUAACGCAGGUCGAACAAGUGGAUGUUUGUGAAGAACAAAACAAUAAAAUAUCUUUACAUGAUGACAACAAUGGUUCUCAAGGGUUCCCAGAAGUAUUAACAAUUAAUGGUAGUUGGAUAUAUGGUCUAAAUGCAGGAGGAUCAAGGAAUAAUUUAGACAUGUUUGAAACUAAUCCUCAAUAUUUGCUCAAAUUUCCUACAGGUACUAUGUUACUUUACCUAUAUAUUAUAAUAAAAAUAUUUCAUAUUAUUAUUUAUCAUAUUAUUAAUUUGCAGGAAUUUUAGAAGAAAAUUUGUUUGUAACAAU
Messenger RNA from Myzus persicae (green peach aphid), 625 nucleotides. RefSeq lists its product as uncharacterized. The record is from RefSeq and is a predicted model, not a curated record. Lineage: Eukaryota; Metazoa; Arthropoda; Insecta; Hemiptera; Aphididae. The transcript has 3 exons. Bases 100 to 603 code for a protein of 167 amino acids.